AUGCAAACCCGCCUCACUCUCAUCGUAGCCGCUACCGUCAACAACGGCAUCGGAAAAAAUGGCACAUUGCCGUGGAGGUUACCAAAGGAGAUGCAGUACUUCGCUCGGGUCACGUCAGAGGCGCCAGAGGGCGAACUGAAUGCGGUCGUGAUGGGGAGGAACACCUGGGAGAGUAUCCCCGCUAAAUUCAAGCCGCUCAAGCAACGGCUGAACAUCAUCAUCAGCAGCAAGAAGGAGUAUCAGCUGAUGCCACCUGGAGCCGCUGUGACCGCACCGAUCAGCCUUCAGCCGAGCCUGCAGGCUGUGAUCAACAAGUUGGCAACACCCAGCUCCCUACACCGCGUCUUCGUGAUUGGAGGGGCCUCAAUUUACAGGGAAGCCCUGGCCCUGCCGCCGACAUCUCCGGUAUACGUCGACCGCGUUCUUCUAACGCGGGUCAUCUCGCCGGAGUUCGAAGAGUGCGACGUGUUCAUGCCUGACUUCCAGGGCGAAGCGGAGGGGAAGGCGUGGAGGAGAGCGACACAUGAGGACUUGAGGACAUGGGUGAACUGGGAGGUGCCGGAGGGCCCCCAAGAAGAGAACGGAAUGGCAUACGAGUUUCAAAUGUGGAUCCGAGCAACUGAGUAAGGGUAGUAGCGCAUGUCUUCACAUUAUGGGUGUAUAUAGUUAUGCCUUCGUAUGCACGAGCGUUGCCAACGGAAACAACGCCCGUUCUCCCUGGGCCCUUCAUACUAUCCCUGACGCUGCUUGUGUUUAGGAUUCCGACUGCAGAUCACGUAUACCCGGCCUUUCCGUAUAACGACGGAGCACCCUUCACACAUGGGCUUGACCGAGGAGCGCACUUUCAU
Molecule: messenger RNA, 848 nt
Organism: Punctularia strigosozonata HHB-11173 SS5
Lineage: Eukaryota; Fungi; Basidiomycota; Agaricomycetes; Corticiales; Punctulariaceae
Exons: 3
Coding region: 1-627 (208 amino acids)
Biological process (GO): folic acid metabolic process; glycine biosynthetic process; dihydrofolate metabolic process
Cellular component (GO): mitochondrion
Molecular function (GO): dihydrofolate reductase activity; NADP binding
Source: RefSeq, a predicted model, not a curated record